Messenger RNA from Rotaria sp. Silwood1, 987 nucleotides. NCBI's taxonomy places the organism in Eukaryota, Metazoa, Rotifera, Eurotatoria, Philodinida, Philodinidae. The record is from the annotation of a GenBank genome assembly.
AUGUCACUCUUUCACACCAUCGAACCUAAAGAUAUUUGGUUUGGAGAUCAUUUGUACAUCUGGUCUUCACCGUUACAUCAACAUCAUGGUAUUGUUUUAUUUGUUAAUAGCCAAGAUUACGACGAAUCAGAAGUCUUGGAGUUUAAUACGUAUGACGGAAGUAACAAACCCGCUCAUGCUGUUGUUCAAAAGGUUUCACUUAAACAUUUUCGAAAAAAUUGCACAUUGAAACGUGUUGUAUAUGGUUCCAAAUAUGCUCGUUUUAAAUUAGCUGGCACUGCCUAUAAAUUUCAAUCACUUCAGCCGGAAUUUGUAGUUGAUAACGCUCAGCAUAUUCUUGAACAGGUUAAAUUUGGAGAAUGUCUUAUCAUUCCAACUGAUUUAACAUUAUCGGCAUCAUCAUCUUCACACUAUGAUCUGCUUUUACGCAAUUGUGAAUGCUUAGCUUUCUGGUGCAAGACGGGUAUGUGGUACAGUGAACAAUUAGAGAAAGUGGUUGAUUGGAUUGCGACACCAUUAGUGACCUUUCUCAAAGCCGUCAGUGAUUACUUGAUUACCAAGCAAAUUAUACCUGCACUUGGUCAAGAAGCAAUGAGUGAAGUAAUUGAAAGCUCAUUAUGUAUUCUUAAAGACAAAUUUUGUUUGACACUUCUUGCAGAAGGUAUUGGCAAUGCAAUCGCUUUUGUUAUUGUUGAAUUAGUGAAACUUAUAUUUCGUUUAAUACAAUACAAAGACGGACAAAUGACAGAAGAAGAAUUCUUGAACAAAACAAUUACAAGUCUUGUCAAAGGUUUUACCGUUGGUUUUUUUGCGUUCGCCAUUCAAGCAUUGCUAACUUAUUUUACAUUCGGUACUGCAGCUCUAUGUCCUUGGAUUGGUGGAUUUGUUGGUAGUGUUAUUGGAUCUUUUGUUGGAAAUAUCCUCGGUCGUUUUGUAGUCAGUGGACUCGCACAAUUGCGCGAUAAACAGCUGUCGAUCAUUGAUUAA